AUGACCAAGAAGCGGCAGCGUGAGAAGCAGCCACACCCACUGCGGGAGCACCGGAGUCAAGUAGAACUUCAGCUGUCAGACUGGUUUAAACCCAGAAACCGCCUUGAUGUCGUGACGAUGACGGACUGGCUUGCUCCAGUCAUAUGGGAUGGGACUUUUGACAGGCAGGCCCUGGAGAACUACUACAGCAGACAGAACAUCACAGUGGGCCUUGCUGUCUUUGCUCCUAGCGGGCCUGCACACCAGUACCUGAAGAUAUUCUUGAAGUCGGCAAACCUGUACUUCAUGUCCGGGUACAGAGUCAUCUUCUAUAUCAUAGCAGACAUCUUCUUCAAGGUGCCGGAAAUACAGCUGGGCCCUCUGCGAACACUCAGAGUGCUCCCGAUAAGCAAGGACGGCUGGUGGUACAACGUGCGCCUGAUGCAGAUGAAGGGUCUGGGGGAGUACAUCGUGAGCCACAUUGAGGGUGAGGUGGACUUUCUCUUCAGCAUGACAGUCAACCAGGUCUUCCAGAGCGAGUUUGGGGUGGAGACCCUGGGCACGUCUGUGGCUCAGCUCCACACAUGGUGGUAUUUUAGAAAUACCAACAAUUUACCUUACGAGAGGAGGCCAAACUCAGCUGCUUACAUACCAUUAGGGCAGGGGGACUUCUACUAUGAUGGGUCUGUGAUUGGCGGCACCCCCAACAUGAUCCUGAGCCUCAUCGAGGACUGUCUCAACAGAAUCAUUCUCGACAUCGAGAAGGGGCUUAACAGCACUUAUGAAAGGUACCUGAACAAAUACUUUUUCAUCAACAAACCCACCAAGGUGUUAUCGCCAGAAUACAACUGGGAUGCUGCCUUCUACCCCCCUGCAGAGAUUCGGUCCGUUAGGGUGGUACAUCAUCCUAAGAGGAAAUCUAAUGAUUUCCUUAGGUUUAUGAACUAUUAG
This is a messenger RNA of Otolemur garnettii (small-eared galago), 930 nucleotides long. RefSeq names its product glycosyltransferase 6 domain containing 1 (gene GLT6D1). The record is from RefSeq and is a predicted model, not a curated record. The coding region runs from base 1 to 930 and encodes 309 amino acids. Gene Ontology annotation, biological process: carbohydrate metabolic process. The transcript has 4 exons. Lineage: Eukaryota; Metazoa; Chordata; Mammalia; Primates; Galagidae. Gene Ontology annotation, molecular function: hexosyltransferase activity. Gene Ontology annotation, cellular component: membrane; vesicle; Golgi apparatus.